AUGGCAGAAGCUGAGAAUUUCAAAUACAAAGAUCCAAAACAGCUAUUGAAUACUAGAAUCAAGGAUCUUAUGGACAGAAUGACAUUGGAAGAGAAAAUUGGUCAGAUGGUUCAGAUUGAUUGCACUGUUGCUUCUGCUGAUGUGAUGAAAAAAUAUUUUAUCGGUAGUAUUCUAAGUGGUGGUGGACAUACUCCCAAGCAAAAUGCUACUGCAAAUGAAUGGGUUGAUUUUGUCAAUGAAUUUCAAAAGGGUGCUUUAUCAACUAGGCUUGGAAUUCCAAUGAUUUAUGGAAUUGAUGCUGUUCAUGGACAUAACAAUGUUUAUAAAGCUACUAUUUUCCCUCACAAUGUUGGUCUAGGAGCUACAAGGGACCCUCAACUAGUGAGGAGAAUUGGUGAAGCAACUGCUCUUGAAGCUAGAGCAACGGGAAUUCCAUAUGUCUUCGCGCCUUGCAUCGCGGUUUGUAGAGAUCCAAGAUGGGGUAGAUGUUACGAAAGUUACAGUGAAGAUCAUAAAAUAGUCCAAUCUAUGACUGAGUUAAUUCCGGGACUGCAAGGCGACCUACCUGCAAAUUGGUCAAAGGGUGUUCCAUAUGUCGGUGGAAGCAAGAAAGUUGCAGCUUGUGCUAAGCACUUUGUCGGUGAUGGUGGAACGACAAAAGGAAUCAAUGAGAAUAACACAGUUGCAAACAGACAUCAAAUCUAUGGCAUUCACAUGCCAGCUUACUAUAACUCAAUUAUUAAGGGUGUCGCAACCGUCAUGAUCUCUUACUCAAGCUUGAAUGGACACAAAAUGCAUGCUAAUCACGAUUUAGUCACCGGCUUUCUCAAGAACAAGCUCCGUUUCAGGGGUUUUACCAUAUCAGAUUGGGAGGGAAUUGACAGGAUAACUUCACCUCCUCAUGCUAACUACACAUAUUCAAUUGAAGCCUCGGUGAAUGCCGGUCUUGACAUGGUAAACUAUGAUUCUUGCAAAAUCGAACUCGGUACUAUGAAGUUUAUAAUAAUACUUAACCUUGUUAUGGUGCAGAUAAUGGUUCCCAUGAACUACACAGAAUUCAUCGAUGGACUAACCUCACUAGUGAAAAAGAAUGCCAUACCAAUGAGUAGAAUUGAUGAUGCAGUAAAGAGAAUUUUGAGAGUCAAGUUUGUUAUGGGCCUAUUUGAAAAUCCAUUAGCUGAUUACAGCCUUGCCGAUCAAAUCGGGAGCCCGGAGCAUAGAGAAUUGGCUAGAGAAGCUGUUAGGAAAUCAUUGGUACUAUUGAAGAACGGUAAAAGUUCUGAUAAGCCGAUACUUCCUCUUCCUAAAAAGGCUCCAAAAAUACUUGUUGCUGGAAGCCAUGCUGAUAAUAUAGGAAAUCAAUGUGGUGGAUGGACCAUUACAUGGCAAGGACAAAGUGGAAACAACAUGACUACUGGUACUACAAUUCUGAAUGCUAUUAAAAACACAGUUGACAAAGAAACCGUGGUAGAAUACAAAGAGCAACCUACUCAAGACUAUGUAAAAUCCAAUGGUUUUUCAUAUGCAAUUGUGGUAGUUGGAGAGAAACCAUAUGCUGAAACAGAUGGUGACAGCUUAAAUUUGACACUUCCUGCACAUGGAAUAGAAACAAUCAAAAAUGUAUGCGGCGCAGUGAAAUGUGUUGUUGUCUUAAUCUCUGGAAGACCUGUUGUUAUACAACCAUUUCUUCACAACAUUGACGGACUCGUUGCGGCUUGGCUUCCUGGUAGUGAAGGUACUGGUGUUGCUGAUGUUUUGUUUGGUGAUUAUGGAUUUACUGGUAAGCUUUCAAGGACAUGGUUUAAGACUGUCCAUCAGUUACCGAUGAAUGUUGGGGAUCGUCAUUAUGAUCCUUUGUUUCCGUUUGGGUUUGGUCUUACAACUGCAGCUGGCAAAGCAGCUUAA
This is a messenger RNA of Medicago truncatula (barrel medic), 1905 nucleotides long. Its product is annotated as beta-glucosidase BoGH3B. The transcript has 9 exons. Bases 1 to 1905 code for a protein of 634 amino acids. Gene Ontology annotation, biological process: glucan catabolic process. Gene Ontology annotation, molecular function: beta-glucosidase activity. Lineage: Eukaryota; Viridiplantae; Streptophyta; Magnoliopsida; Fabales; Fabaceae. The record is from RefSeq and is a predicted model, not a curated record.